Triticum turgidum subsp. durum (durum wheat) is the source of this 2754-nucleotide messenger RNA. The record is from the annotation of a GenBank genome assembly. Lineage: Eukaryota; Viridiplantae; Streptophyta; Magnoliopsida; Poales; Poaceae.
AUGGCGGAGAUUGUGAUUCUACUAGCCAUUAAAAAGAUUGGCACUGCCUUGGCAAAUGGAGUAGCAGACCAGGCAAGCACACAAUUUGCGAAGUAUGGGACACAACUACUAGAGCUACAAGCCAGCAUGGAUCGUCUUGUGAGGGAGCUUAGUGUAAUGCAUGAUGUUCUCUGUCAAAUGGACAUACGAAACCUCAACAACGCAGUCUAUGAGAGCUGGCUGGAGGGGGUACGGAAGGUAGCAUAUAAUACGGAGGACAUGGUGGAUGAGUACUUGUAUCUAGUUGGUCAGGAGAAUGAUAUAGGGUGUUGCUUUUACCUGAAGAAAGGGUUCCGAAAACCAAGAUCUCUACUUUCUUUGAACCGGAUAGCUAUCAAGGUGAAGCAGAUAGAGGAAGACCUUACACACCUGUCAGAGACAAAAAACCGUUGGGUUCCCGUGAACAAUGGGGAUACUAGUAGCUCAGACUACAUUGUUAAGAGGUCCCAAGAUCUAGCGAACAUUUCACGUUCCCUUGAUGAAGAUCUAGUGGGGGUCGAUGAGAACAGUGAAACACUUCAGAAGUGGUUGGCAGGUGAUCACUUGGAACGCUCUGUGAUAGCGCUGCUUGGAAUGGGAGGGCUUGGUAAAACAGCUUUAGCUGCAAAUGUCUACAGGAAGGAGAGGGAGAAAUUCCAAUGCCAUGCGUGGGUCUCCAUCUCUCAAACUUAUUCUAGAGAAGCUGUCUUGAGGAAUAUAAUCAAGGAACUUUCAAGAGGUAAAGUCAGUGUUCUAUCUAACACUACGGACAUGGACAUCCCACGUCUUGAAGAGACAAUUAAGACAUUUCUGGAACAACAAAAGUAUUUGAUCAUUCUGGAUGAUGUUUGGACUCCUGAAGCAUUUAAUGAUUUGUCUAGCGUGCUUAUUCAUAAUGAUAUGGGUAGUCGACUGGUAAUCACAACAAGGGAAAGCCGUGUUGCUGCACUUGCCUCUCAAGGACAUAUCUUAACACUGCCAGCUUUACCUGAAGACAAGGCAUGGGAUCUCUUCUGUAAGAAAGCCUUUCCAAGAGAUACAAGUCAUGAAUGUCCUACGGAGUUGAAGCAUUUGUCUGAGGAAAUAGUUAGCAAGUGCAAAGGCUUGCCUCUUGUUAUUGUGUUAGUUGGUAGCCUCUUGCGUGUGCGUGAGAAAAGUGUGGAAGAAUGGAGAAGAAUAAAUGCCCAAUUGAGUUGGGAGCUAAUUAAUAAUUCAAGUCUCAGUGAUAUAAGGAAUGUUUUGCAUCUGAGCUUCAUAUACCUUCCAACACGCUUGAAAUGUUGUUUCUUAUACUGCAGCUUAUUUUCGGAAGACUAUCUUUUCAAAAGGAAACAACUUGUACGGUUAUUGGUAGCCGAGGGGUUCAUCGAGGAGAGGGGUGAAAGCACACUAGAAGAUGUGGCAGAAGGCUAUCUGAAGGAGUUGAUUGACAGAAACAUGCUACAACUUGUUACAAGGAACCACUUCGGUAGGAUGAAGGAAUUCAGAAUGCAUGAUAUCUUACGUGAAUUGGCAGUUGAUUUGUGCCAGAAGAACUGUUUUGGUGUUGCAUAUGAGAAUAAAUGUGGACGGUCUCAUCAGAAGGAUGGACGUCGAUUAGUACUGCACAAACAAAAAGAUGAUAUUCAACAACCAGUUUCCAAUAUGCACCACCUUCGAACUAUCAUUACGCUCGGUGAUAGCAAGUCAUCAUUCACUCUGCUACCUCUUCUGUGUAAUGAGUCAAGAUAUAUGACAGUGCUAGAAUUAAGUGGUCUGCCCAUUGAGAAGAUUCCAGAUGCUAUUGGGGAUCUUUUUAAUCUCCGCCAUUUGGGUUUGCGGGGUUCAAAGGUGAAGAUGCUCCCGAAGACAAUUGAGAAUCUUUCAAAUCUGUUGACACUCGACCUUUAUGAAUCUGACAUACAAGAGUUGCCUAGUGGGAUUGUGAAACUGAAGAAGCUUAGGCACCUAUUUGCUCAGAAAACAAUUGAUUCAGACUGGAGAGAGCUUGCAAGUUGCAGUGGUGUGCGUAUCCCCAAUGGACUUGGAAAUAUAAUAAACCUUCAGACGCUACAAGCAUUGGAAUUACAGGAUGAGUCUGUUAGACAUUUAGGGGAGCUGAGGCAAGUGAGAAGCUUGAGGUUAUUGAAUGUGAAAGGAAUCUACUGUAGAAGUAUCAGUGAGUCUCUAGUUAAGAUGCAGUAUUUGUCCUACCUAGAAGUGAAUGCAAGUAAUGAGAAUGAGGUUCUCUUGUUGAAUGUCCUUCUGCCAAGCCUGCAAAGGCUAUGUUUGAGAGGACGACUAGCAGAAGGGGCGUUGGACGAGUCUCCUCUAUUCCAAGCUGUAGAGGGACAGAACUUGUAUGUAUUGUAUCUAUCUUGGUCACAGCUGAGAGAAGACCCCCUACCAUCCCUUUCUCGGUUGUCAAACUUGACGUAUCUACACUUCACCAGAGCAUACAAUGGAGAGCAGCUGGCAUUUCUCACGGGGUGGUUUCCCAAGCUGAAGGUUCUCUCUCUAGGAGACUUGCUUAGUCUGAGUCGGCUAGAGAUACAGCAAGGUGCCAUGGCGAGCCUGGAGGAACUAUACUUAGUCAACCUCGGCAGCAUGACGGAGGUGCCGGCUGGCAUUGAGUUCCUCACAUCCAUCAAGUAUCUAGGCUUUCACGAGAUCAGCAGAGACUUCUUGACAUCCCUGCGCCAGUGUUCUACAAUCCAAGGGAUACUGUCACGGGCGAAGUAUUCCCUCCGAGAUUGA